Mucor velutinosus is the source of this 2382-nucleotide messenger RNA. RefSeq lists its product as uncharacterized. Lineage: Eukaryota; Fungi; Mucoromycota; Mucoromycetes; Mucorales; Mucoraceae. Bases 1 to 2382 code for a protein of 793 amino acids. Gene Ontology annotation, biological process: polyphosphate metabolic process; transmembrane transport; phosphate ion transport. The transcript is spliced from 2 exons. The record is from RefSeq and is a predicted model, not a curated record. Gene Ontology annotation, cellular component: membrane. Gene Ontology annotation, molecular function: phosphate transmembrane transporter activity.
AUGAGAUUCUCACAUACAUUGCAAUUAAAUGCAGUGCCAGAGUGGAUUGACAGCUAUGUCAACUAUGACACACUGAAAAAGCUGAUUUUCCAGCUGGAGAAGGAAAAUGUCGAUGAAAUCAAUGCCAACCAAGAUCCCGAAAAGAGGCUUGAACACAAACAAGAUGGUGAAGCAAGAUUUUUGACAGCUCUCGAUGCCCAACUUGAGAAAGUGUUUGAUUUCUACACCCAGAAGGAAUCCGAGCUCUACGGCAUGCUUGACCAGAUUGAUCAUGAGAUUGACAGCAAUGGUGAUUUGAACAACGAUGGUGAAUAUCCUGAUGCCAAGGCCCAUUUAUCCCCUCUUGAAAAUCUUGAUUCUACCUAUCGCUUCCCUAAUUCCAUGAGCGAAAAGGAUGAUACCGGAUAUCCGGUGGAAAGAAUCGAGCAAAUUGCUCCUCAACGUCGUGGUUCCAGAGCCUCUCGUGCAUCCCGUCGUCCUUCUCGCCAAUCAUUCGAAUCUCGCAUGUCCAUGGACAAUGUGGACGAUUUUUUGAUGGAGCAGCUUACUGAUUUGCGUUCUCAACUCAUCUUACUCUACAUCUCAUUAUCCGAACUUGAGUCCUAUGUUGAGCUGAAUCGCACUGCCUUUGAAAAGAUACUCAAGAAAUACGACAAAGUGUUGGAAGGCAAUUUGAAGGAACAGUAUCUCAACAAGAUGGUUAUGGACAGUAGACCAUUCAUGCCCGAAACCAUGAACGUCCUCAAAGAACAAUUGGCUCGCAUUGAAACUAUCUUUGCUAAUGCAUUCUGUGGCGGCAAUCACACUGUUGCUCUGCGUCAAAUGAAGAGUCAUUUGCGCGAUCAAGUUACUUUUGAACGUAAUACUGUGUGGAAGGAUAUGGUGCGUCAAGAGCGCAAGGUCAAUGACACUAAGCUCGUCGUCCCCAAGGUCACCAAGAAAUACAAGAUUCCCUUUACAAGGUUCAGUAUCGAAGCAGGUCUCCUUCGUCAACUCAUCUGCUUUGCUUUUGCCAUUGCUGCUUUCAUCAUUCUUCUCUGUGUCGAUUGUUUUGGUGACCGUCAAGAAAAUUACUGUUUCGCCUUGCUGAUCUUCUCUGCCAUCAUGUGGGCUACUGAAGCCAUUCCUCUUUAUGCCACGUCCUGUCUCAUUCCCUUCUUGAUUGUGCCACUUGGUAUCCUCAAUGAUGCUAAUGGCAAUCAAAUGACUGCAAAGGCUGCCUCCAAGGCUGUCUUCCAAUCCAUGUACAGUGGCACCAUCAUGAUGCUUCUCGGCGGGUUUGCUCUUGCAGCUGCUCUCUCCAAAUACGGUAUCGCUAAAGCAUUUGCUUCCCAUGUCUUGAGUCGUGCUGGUACUCGUCCCAUGUGGGUUUUGCUAGCCAUCAUGUUUGUCUCUGGUUUCCUCAGUAUGUUCAUCUCUAAUGUUGCUACUCCUGUGCUCUGUUUCUCCUUGAUCGACCCUAUUCUUCGUACCUUGCCUGACAGAUCCCGUGUAGCACCUUGUUUGAUUCUCGGUAUUGCCCUUUCCAGUUGUAUUGGUGGUAUGACCUCUCCCAUCUCUUCUCCUCAGAACAUUGUCACUAUCCAAUACAUCAACCCCAACCCUGGAUGGGGUCUCUGGUUCGCUGCUGCCUUGCCUAUUGCCGUCUUGUCCAUGUUUGUCUGCUGGGGUCUCUUGUUGCUUAUUUACAAGCCUGCCAGAGAUACCCCUCAUUUGAACACUAUCAAGCCUACCAAGGAGAAGAUUACAAAGACUCAAAUCUUUGUUUGUCUCACUGCCCUUGCUACCAUUGCUCUCUGGUGUGCCGAGUCUUCCAUUGAAUAUGCCUUGGGUGACACAGGUAUCAUUGCUGCCAUUCCAUUGUUUGUCUUUUUCGGUACUGGUAUCUUGAACAAGGAGGACCUCAACAACUUUUUGUGGUCUGUCGUUGUGUUGGCUCAAGGUGGCAUGGCUCUAGGUAAUGCAGUUACCUCAUCCGGCUUGUUGCAAGAUAUUGCUAUCCGUCUCAAGGAUGGUAUCUCUAACUUGCCUGUCAUUGCUAUUUUGGCUGUUUUCUGUUUCCUCAUCUUGGUCUUUGCCACCUUUGUCUCUCAUACUGUUGCUGCUCUCAUUAUCGUGCCUAUUGUCAAGGAAGUUGGCGAGCAAUUGCCUAUUCCCCAUCCCAAUUUGUUGGUAAUGGGCGCUGGUUUAGCCUGCUCUGCUGGUAUGGGUCUCCCAGUCUCUGGCUAUCCCAACAUGUCUGCUAUCAUGCUUGAAGAUCCCUCUGGCAAGCCUUACUUGUCUACAAAGGAUUUCGUCAUUACCGGUAUUCCUACUAGUAUCAUUUGUACCGUGUUGAUCUUUACUCUUGGCUACGGUAUCAUGUCUGGCAUUGGCUAUUAA